Stomoxys calcitrans (stable fly) is the source of this 5813-nucleotide messenger RNA. Its product is annotated as CAR1 transcription factor-like. The record is from RefSeq and is a predicted model, not a curated record. The transcript has 4 exons. Bases 2859 to 5813 code for a protein of 984 amino acids. Lineage: Eukaryota; Metazoa; Arthropoda; Insecta; Diptera; Muscidae.
CGUCGUCUCAUAACAAAACGGUUCGCGUGGUAAACAAAACCUUUGCCGAAAUAUACAUAAAACAGUGAAUUUGUUGAAAAUAAAUCUUAAAAAAAAAUACUUAAAUAGCCGUUUCAUGAAAAAUUAAAAGAAAUCACAAAGAAUUAACAAAAUAUGCAAUGUGUAAUAUAAGAAAGGUAUAACAUAAAGACAAUGAAGUUACAAGUGUGUGGCAAGUUGCUAGUGUUAUUCAAAGUGUUUUGCAUAAACGUCAUAAAAGUUGAAUAAAUAGCUGAUAGGGGUUAUUAAUAAACAACAGAAAAACAUAUUUCCUAUUUAAGAUUUAACCAUAUGCUGCUUAACUAAAAAUACACAACUUGAAAAAAUUCCCUUAUUCCGGAUAUAUAAUUUUCAAACUAAAUAUGUACAUAUGGAUGGCAUUAUAAGAAACAGGGAUGAUUUGACGUCAACUUUCUGCCAGACACCCACUUUGCCGAGGCAUUUUAGAAAGUUCAAUAGGAAUUUAUGCAGACAACACGCAUGAAUGAAUCUGAAAUCAAAAAUAAUCCUUGCGGAAGUUAAUAACAGGAAGGACAAAACAAAAACACCCACGCAAUUUACCAUCAAUUCUUAUUAACCCGCUGCCUCGUUGUUGCCAUGAACAAAACAAAAUCAACAAGUCACAUUAAUUUUUAAUAUUUAACAACCAUAUCAGCAUAGCGCCAUCAUCAUACGUAUGCUGGCAAAGAACCUUUUAACGUACAGCGAACUUUGUCGGUUUAGAGAUAUGGAGAAGAAGUGAGGCAAGCAAAAAAGUGGGGACACUGUGGUAUCCUCUUUAACAACCUACUCAUAGCAUACUCAAUGAAACAACCUAAAGUGUUGCAAAUGCGACUUUUAUUACAGAUGUUGGCCGCAACAUUAACGCUUCAACUGGGCUAACAACAUCAAUUACUGCAGGAAAAACAGCAGCAGCAGCAUCAAUGGCGUUAUUAUUAAACCCAUUCUCAAUCUAAGCAACAGGCUGAAGUGUCGUCUACUACCCGCCCUUGUCAUCACAGCUAAAUGUCCAUGGGAUGCGCCAUCAACAUCACUUGGUGGCUAUUGGCUGGCAAUAAGAUUGGCGGCGACUGCGGCAUGUUGGCAACAAUCAACAAGUUGCCACUAAAUACAAUUUGUUAUUGUGAGUGCAUGAUAAAUCGAUUAUUUUAAUAGAGUCAUACGCAUUUUGCAUCCCAGCAAGGAUGAACUCCUGCCGGCGCCACCAUCUCCCCCCCUCUUCCCAUUGAAGACUCUGUGCAUUGAAGCUAUGAAGCCUCGCCGAAAGCCACUUACAACCUCCCACUGCUUCGAUAAUAGCUGCUGGCAGACAACAACGGCCCUUCCAUAAAAUGUGCCAUAUACAAAGUUUCUCAUAAUUAUCUGCCACAGACACUGACGUCUAAAAGUUGAUGACAGCACAACACCCUGCUGUGAUGCCAAGGUGGUUUGGGGCAGGCAGAAUAUUUUAAUUAUUGUGUUAUCAACAGGCAAACAAACACAAAAAACAAAAAACGUCGAUUCAGUGACGAUAACGAAGCCGAUAAGUCAAGACAAGGUAGCAGGGUGCUAAAGUGAACGCAGAAAUGUCUACCUUCCCUUCCACCAUGGUGCUAUAUUGGCGACAACAAGCGUCAUCUCGUCAUCAUCCUCACCACUACCCCCAUUUGUAACGAUAAUGUCAUCAAAAUUGUCCCUAGCAAUGAAUGCACUCUGUUACAUUUUCCAAGGAUCUGUACUCGAAGUGCCCCAAUGAUAAUGGCGUCAUUCUUUGGCAUAACCCAAGAAGUGCAUCCUUGAACAUCGUCUUCCUGUGUGGACAAGAAUUCAAAUAUGUCAUUUAAAAGCACUUGGCUUGAUGGCUAGUAAGCAACAAGUAUCUAGUUGUCAAUGCAUCAGCAAGUAGAACAGUUGCUAAAGGCGCAUAUAAUCGAAGCACUUGAUGGGGGAAUCAUAGAAAAUGACACAGAAGAGUAAAGAAACUUUUAAUUAAUGAAAUUAAAAAGUAUUAAACGUAUACAAGUUGAAAAAGUGUAAUUCGAUAAUUAUCGAUAAAUGACAAUUUAACUAAAACAAGCUCUUGUAAAUAAACGAAUUAGAAAAAAAUAUGGUAAAAUAUAAAAAAAGUCAAUUAAAAACGAAAAAAAUCGUUUGAAAUGACAUCGAUAACAGUGGAAAUAAACACUAUUCUUACGCUAUGGAUAAAAAAUGAUAGUAAAGUUUAAAAUGUGUGUAAAAGGUAAAAAAUAGUGAAAUUGAACUUAUGGAUGACAAUCGGUUCAUUGACAAAUUGUUUAUAAAAUAAUAUUCACUGCAAAUUGGAACAUACACAACACUAAAAAUAAAAUAAAGAACAAUAAGAACAGUUACAAAGGAUUAUCGAUUCCAAAUUCAGUUUCAAGUGAAAAAAGUGAUAGUGGUGUUCAGCAAUCGAAUAAGUUUGAAGAACAUAAUGAAUGCGUUGACCCAACAUCGACACCACAAACCAUUAACCAAGACUAUAAUACCGAUGGUGAAGGCCAAAGUAAAUAUAUAUCGAUAACAACUGAAAGUUCCACAGAAAUCCAAACAGGCCUAAAAAAUGGCCAUGAACAUAAUUCUUGUACACCAUUACCAUUACCGAUAAACGCAGUGAACCUCAUAAAAGAACUAAUUUACUGACAAAUAAUAAAUUAUCGAUAACUUUUUGUGAAACUGAUUCGGAUGCGAAAACUUUCAACAGCAAACAAUCACCAAAGACUAUCUCAAAAACAAGCAACAAAUCAAAAACAAACAAAAUCAUAAACUUGCAUGAAAAGUUAUCGCUGAAAGCAAAUUUGGUGCUUGAUCAAUCAUUUUCGAUGACUGCUGUACAAACAAGCCAACCAUAUCGUAAUGGUCUAACCACAGCUUCCGUUUUAAUAGAAAAUAUCGAUGAUACAGCGAUACAAAAAGUCAGGGAUUUAAAUAUAUCGGAAAAAACUGAAAUGGCUUUCGAUAACUUUAAGGGACAACAAUCUAGAGAGUUGCCACUUAAUGCCAAGCCUAUACGUAUAAUUAAAAGAAAUUGCAGUCUUCCUAGUGUUAUAAGCGAAAAAUUAUCGAUAUCCAAUGCAAACGAAGCAAACAAAAUUGCAAAUAAAGAAAAUUUUGCCCAAAAUGAAAGGGAUCUGAUUAAAUCAUUAUGUGAAGGCCAGAGUGAAGGUGUAGAAAAAUUAUCGAUAACAAGUGAAAAUCAAGACAAAAAUGGUUUAGAAAACAUUGACAAUAGCGUGGCUAAUGAUCUUAGAAAUUCCUCAGGUGAUGUUAAAACAAAUUGCCAUGCAAUUUCUUUGGAAGUUCUGCCAUCUACCAGUAAUCGGACUAAAAAUAUCGAUGAUGAACCUUCUCCAGUGCUCAAUUGUGAAGAGAAUUAUUUGUGUUUUUGUUCGCCUGCUUCUACUUCGGGCAUUUUGUCUGUCUUCGAAAAAGGCUAUGUUCUGGGAUUGGCCUCUGAGCAAGGAGUCAAUGGGGAGGACAGCGAUGGUGAUGACAAUGAUUUGCCAAAUUAUUCCCAAAGUUGUGUAUACGAGCAGAGAAUUAUCGAUUUUGAGAAUUUUCGCAUUAUCGAACAGGUAGUCGAUAGUAAUUGUGAGGGUAAACAUGAGGAAAAUAAUACAGCAAGGUGUCACAAUGGCCCCGAAAAUAACACAAAGUCGACACAAAACCCCCAAAGGUGGCAGGAAAUCUUUCAAAUAUUGCCGGAAACUUUGGAUAUCAAAGAUAAGGCAUUAUCUAAACCUAAAGAAGAUGAACAGAAAACCCCAAAUGUUCAAAAUCAAGUUGAAGUACCUAAAGAGCCAAGCUCUAGUUCUAGUGUGACAACAGCUGAUCUAGCUAUCGAUAACAAUUCGGAAAAGUUGUUAUCGAAGCAACAGCCUACAAAUAAAUGCCAUAACACUGAAAAAUCUAUCGAAAUUAAACAUCCCAUCUAUACAAAUCCUUCCAUAAAUUUCUCAUGCUCCGAACUGGUGUCAUUUAUCGGUGAUAGUUUCAAACUUAUCGAUAGUGCUCAGGCCUUGUACAAAAAUGAAACGAAAGAGUGCAAAGAAUUUGUUCCUCGCCAUUUGGCUAAAACGAAAUCUAAAGAAGUGGCCCUGCCCUCGUCCUCCUCAUUGGGAAAUUCUCCUUUUCGCCGCUCGAAACGUUCAUUUCCUACGGUUGCGGGUAAUCGUUAUGCGUCGAAUAAUCGUUCGGUGGACGAUAACAAUAAUACGCGUCGUUAUACGGGCAUUACAGCCGCGGAACGUCUUAUGCAAAGUUUGAAUUGUGAAGUGUCCCGCGAGUUGGCUACGGCUGCAGCGCGAAAGGACAGACGUGAGGGCAAAGCCAAGGGCAACCGGAGCAACAACAAUGCAAGUGACAAAAAUGCCUCUGGCACACCUACAAAAACUUUGCUGAAAGCCUUAAAAUCAAAAUUGACACCAUUGGCACCACCUUUUCAGCCCUCCUCAACAACAACAACAACAAGGGCUGAGUUGCAUGAUACAGCAACGAAAAAUGGGGAAGUCGCAUCUUCUAAUCCACCUGCUACCUCUUACAGCUGCUCCUCCGGCUCCUCCUCCUCAGCAACUGCUACAUAUUUAAACUAUGAGCAGACCACCAUAUACUAUCAACAGCAGCAGCUACAACAGCAGCAACAAAUGCAGCAUCAAAAUCAGCAACAAUUACUGGUGCAUUCGCCACUGAGUAGUUUGAUGUAUAACUUUCCAACGACAGCGACACAGCAACAGGUGUCACCGGCCAAUCUGGGUCAUCAUCAACAGCAAACACCAUUUCCCCUUGGGCAGCAGCAGCAACAGCAUAUCCUGGUGCCACAACAGCAGCAGCAACACUUUUUGCCUCAUCCCCAUCAUCACCAUCAGCAGCAUUGUGCUCAGAAUAUUUUGGCCAUGAUGGGCCAGGGUGUACCACACAUACACCUGCCUGCUUCGGGCCCAGCAACAAAUAGUGGCAAUUUCUCAGCCUCAACUGCUGUUGUGCCCCUGGGUCAAUCUCUGCUUCCUGGAGGCUUGACUGCCUCCGGUCACACCCAUAUUCUGCCGGUUCAUUUAGUCUCAACCAUGGCAGGUGGUGAUAUGGUCUCAUGGCCUAUGGUGGAAACAGCUGCAGCAUCUUCGAGUUGUGGCUCGCCUGCUGUCAGUGCUACUCUUUUUAUGGACUCAAAUGGUGACUUACAUUCCAUUUGUCCUGCCCAUGGACCUCCAGCUAACACCUUGACUUUGGCCUCCACUCAACCGCACAUGACAGCAGCAUCGAUUCCUUUGGCCUCACCCCCUAGUGGUGCAGUUACGCAUGCCUUAAAUACCACACAAUAUCCCACGGCUGCAUAUCAACAACAAAUGCUGGCUCUCAGCAAUCAUCACCACAAUCAUCUUCAGGGACCGCAAGCACCAUCCCUUCAACAGCAACAUCAGACUAUAACACCUCAAGCUUCGACCAUUGCUUUGGUCAAUGGGCCAUUGCGUUUCAAAGCAACAUCUAACUGCAAUAAUUUUGUAACCACAUCGUCAUCUUGUCCAGUAGAUGCAGCAACUUCAGCACACUCCUCGACACCUACACCGCGUGUUGUUCUUCAAUUGGAUGCUGGUGCCUCAUUGCCGUUGCAGAUCUCCGGGAAAAGGAAACUAAUUCAAGAAAUACCACUGCAAUCCUUAACCACACAACAACUGAAGAGAGAGAUAAUGGAUAUCGAUGUUAAAUCGAAAAAACCAACUAUUUUCAAUUUGAACAUAAAUGCUUUCUAUUGUCAUGAUCUCUCAUACCACAUUAGCUAG